Marasmius oreades (fairy-ring Marasmius) is the source of this 4436-nucleotide messenger RNA. RefSeq lists its product as uncharacterized. The coding region runs from base 1271 to 4009 and encodes 912 amino acids. The transcript is spliced from 10 exons. Lineage: Eukaryota; Fungi; Basidiomycota; Agaricomycetes; Agaricales; Marasmiaceae. The record is from RefSeq and is a predicted model, not a curated record.
ACCAAACUUGACUUUGCGAGAGGUCCAUGUGUGGCAACCAUUUGCCGAUAUGAUGGUCAUGUCAAAUUUAUUCUACUUACCACCGUACCACCACCAGCACACAUCUAUGGCCAUGACAAUAUCCUGACCAGCUAACGAUCCCAGCCAAAGCCAUGUCCAUCGAUGCCUCGCCUGGUAUUGACCCCAGAAAUCGGCCUCCAACGCGCCCUCCUCUCAUCAGGUCUCGAUCCGACACUAAUCCUCCGUUGACAUAUCCUUCGCCUCCACAACGCCUUCAGAAAGAUGCAACCCCCAGUCUUUCCACUUUCAUUGAUCAUCAUUCAAGCAAACCUGAUGUGAACGGCCAAGGCACUUCGGUCGUUUAUCCGAAUCGACCCCCUCGAAAUCCUGCGCGUGUAGCCCAGGAACGUCUUAUUGUUGUCCAGUCACCGACACCUAUUCUAUCAGCCAAGAAGUCAACAGUGAAGAGCUACAGACCUCGAACGGCGACGGGUACAAGGGAAGAAGUGACUCCCUGGGAGCUCCAUCCGCCUCCAGAUUCAUAUGGCAGAGACUCGUCGAAAUCUAAGGUAGUCGGGGUUACUGGAGAUAUUGUUGUUGAGCAGACUUCUAAACGCGCAGUACGGUCGUCUAGCUCCGUAUGUUUUCUCUUGACCUCUAUAGUCACCCCGCUUACUUUUCUCAACACCGUAUUCUUCCCACUUACUUCCUUCGAUGUUCUUAGGCACGUCCAGGUACCUCAUUCGGGAAUAGUACAGGAAUCAACUUUCCAGACAUAUCUAUACUUCGUCGAAAAUCUACUGGCAGUAAGCUCCAGAAGAAUAGACCCCCAAGUGGCCAUGCCUCACCCCAUACCCUGCGUCCAUUACCUACUAUUGCUGGCAAUCCUCCACUGCGACAACAACCAAGCCAGAUCAUACGGUCUCCAAAAUCCCCUCAUGCGACUCCCCGGGCAACCCAGAAAGCCCCAGAACGAGCCGUCCUCUCCGAACCAGAAUCCUUCUUCGAACGUCAAAUUAUCCCAGAAGGCCCCUCUCUAUCGCAUUCCUCUUCCUCGGCCACAACCUCCAGCGAUUUCGGUCCACGUAAAUCCACGUCGAUAUCUUCCUCCGAGAUCCAUAAAACUAAUCUCAAAUUCUCAACUGCGGAUCGAACAAUUCUGGAAGAAUUAAAGAGGAACAUCCAAGCUAGAGCUGCCCAGUUUGUUACCAAGGGUGGUGGACCUGCAAGUCACAAUGUGACUGAGCUUGGCGUUGCAUCGACGUUCAGCAUGGGAAGGGUAGGGGGUAUCGGAAGUGCCAGAAAGCAUCACCCGUAUCGAAAGGAAGAAGCGCCGUAUCCACGAAGCUAUGAACGGGAAGUCCUGGACUUGGACGUCUGGGAAAACCUAUUCUGUAAACAAAUAUGUGGUAGCUUAACCUGGCAUGAAUUCGAGCAACCUCCCACCAAGGUUCUGGAUAUUGGUUGUGGUACUGGCAGCUGGAUAUUGGAUUGCGCAAUAGUUUGGAGGCAUUGUCACUUUGUUGGGCUUGACAUUGUCCCAUUGCACCCUGAUCUCAAACAGGUCGGGUCCAAUGAUUUGGCUCAGAGAAUCACAUGGAUCCAGGAUAAUUUUCUAGACGGCUUACCGUUCCCUAAUGAAGAGUUUGAUUUUGUGCAUAUUAAACGCAUAGCGCGAGGAGUUCCCGAGGAUAAGUGGGACUUUCUUUUUGAGGAGAUCACACGCGUCAUGAAACCUAGCGGUGCUUUCGAGAUGAUUGAAGAAGACCUCUUUUUCCCGGGAUAUCGAGAUAACAGCAAUGAUGAAGACGAAGACGGAGCCAAUAACUCAUGGUCACAAGAUUCACGGCGGCCCAUAUUGCGGAGAGCUUCAAUUGGGACCAAUCGCGGUUCAUUUCCAAGUGCUAUCCAACGGUCCAGCGGUUUAAUGGCGCCCUCCGGUUCUGAUAUCAGCGACAUUGAUUAUGACCUCGAUUCGGAGUCGGCGUUCACAAGUUCCGCUGGAUCAGGUUCGCUCCAUAGGUUAUCGAAUGAACUCAGUACGCCUUCAUUAAAGUCGGCUAUCAGUCCUGUCGUGGGCUCAACUAUCGGCACCCUCGCUUCGCCCCAGACUAAAGCCAUGACACCGAUCACCUCUUUGGGGAGAGAAGUGGGGGCGAUCGUGGAAGACGAAGAAGGAGAGCUCCGCGCUGGCAGUGGCAUGGGCACGCCACCGGAGGACAUACAACGACAUGACCGGUUUGGGACAAAUUCGACUGUUAGGCCGGACACUGUCACAGUUUGUUCCCCGAAGGGAAACCCAAAUCUAAAUGGGCAGUCUAUGUCUGUUCAAAGCGGUGAAUCCAGUCUCAACAAUGGGUCAGGUCCCCCGAAUUCAACCAACAACCAAUCGUCUGUUGCUCCUUUCCUCCUCCGAAGCUCUCUAUCAUCGUCAAAUUCCCGUGCCUCCCUCGACUCCCAACCACAUUUUCCCCUGCUGCAACACAGGGUGGCGGCUUCCAUUCCCCACCAUCGCUCCGCCAUCUUCAGUAAUGUCAACCCCAAUGAACAGCUCUCCCAACAGGUUAGCGAAGGGACGACGAUCGCACCAAUCUCUCCUUUUGUUCUUCGACAACUUCCCAAACCUCCGGUAAACCCCCGUGAUCAUUCGUUACUCGAAAUGAUCUACAAUGAGAUGCAUUCCUCCAGGUUCAUCAAUUUAUCACCACUAUCCAUUCUUCCUAAUACGCUUGGUCUAUAUUUCAAAGAUGUUCGCACGCACCCGCCUCUUCAGUUCAAGUUUCCCCCAAGAGCGGUACCUCUGGGCUCAGGUUUACGAACAGCUGAUCAGGCCCAUGACUCGUACCACCCUGAGUACGAUGAGAAUGAGGGUCGGGAUGCCAUACCUACACUCCCUAUGGUCACUGAACCCCGGGCCAGGAGACACUCCUCAGCUGCUCCAAGCCAAAAACAUUUCUUUGUAUCAAAUCCUCCCAACGGUGGUUUAGACGGAAGGGAAGAUGGAUGUGACGAGGAUAACUUCCUCACCGUGCGAAGUCUGAUCAGGGGCACUUCUCCCUAUAUUUCCUUGGACGACUCGCCGCCAGCAGCCUUUUCCCCAUCAGCUCGUGCUUCCUUCCUCAGAUCGCCAUUGAAGCAAAGAAUCGAGUUCCCUUUAUCUGACUCUGAAAGAGCUGGUCGGGCGUCACCAGACAGUCUUGAAGCUGUCAAUGCCACUCCUUUUUCAGUCGCGGCAUCGGUUUCCAUGCUGAGAAGUAGGCUGCCUAAUAAGAGACUGAAUGUCGACCUUCGAAGCUUGAAUCUCCAUCUUUGUGCACGAGUAGCCGAAGUCCUUGCAUGCACAGAGACCAUGUGGGAAUGGGUCCAGGAGUAUCAGGAGAAGAUACGAGUAGAAAAGGCCACAAGGACGCAGAGGACUCGAUCCAAAUCUGUCGACGUUCAUCCGCGCUUCAUCACGCCAGCACCAGAGACGACAAGUGAUCGUCUCAUGGCAGCGGUAGGCCGCCUCGCGAGAGAAGAAUUUGAAGACUUGUUACUGAGAUUUUAUUUGGAUAUGCAGGACCAUGUUGGAAUUGAUCAUGCUAUCCAAAAGAGAUUUGGUUGGAGUACACUCCGGACGUCGCCAACCGCGGAGCGUAAGAGCUUCGAUGACGCCUGCAAACGGUAUGCGCUUUGGGAGCAGGAUCAGCAGGCACGACGUGUUGAUCGUCCCCACGCGUCAUCUAGGACAUGGACGCGACCACUUAGCGCGUCUUACACUUCCAAUUUCUCGCCCCUCGACUCUCUUACGUCGCCGCCAGAGGCGGUCUUUCAGCUCGAGCCGGCUACGAGCGAAGGAGGGGCUUCUAAUCUGACUCCUCGUCCAUCUGCAGAUACUUCACGGGGAAGACCGCGUAGAGAGCGGUCAUCGUCGUAUAGUGCACCCAGAUCCCAAACGCCUCACGUAUCUUCGGAGCCAAACAGGCUGAGCCGGGCUAUGCGAGUGUUCGUCGCAUGGAAGUCGGAUUGAAUACGCUCAGUGUGCCCAUCUAUUACCAGAAAGGGUAGUCAGUUCUACCUUCCGCCGAUGAACGACAACAUUCCACCACGUUGGAUACCUACCCCUUGAUCGACGAAUACUCGAAAAUGAUUUUAUGAUUUCUUCGUCUUUAUUGAUAACAUCUUCUCCCGUACGAUUUCGUUUCCUGUCUGAUAUUGUUUCGUGUGUUUUCAGUUUGUUGUCCACUGUACAUUUCGUAGUUCUAUCCUUAUUUUCUCAUCUAUCCCAUCAUAGAUGUGUAUCCUUAUAUUUCUCGACGCUUCAUCUUCUUUCAAUCCAUUCUUGUAUGUAAUUAAUAAUGUCAUGUUUUUGGUCAAUUUCUGGCUGUUGUACGCGUACUGACAGUUUUUCAUAUUACCUAUCUACGUCUGCGGUAGUACUAUCCGGUGCUCUGGGG